Molecule: messenger RNA, 5006 nt
Organism: Seriola aureovittata
Lineage: Eukaryota; Metazoa; Chordata; Actinopteri; Carangiformes; Carangidae
Product: protein NLRC3-like
Exons: 10
Coding region: 468-3920 (1150 amino acids)
Molecular function (GO): protein binding
Source: RefSeq, a predicted model, not a curated record
CUAUUUUACAAUUACUAAAUGCAGAACUACUUCAUUACAGAAAACUAAGUAGUUAAUCUAAUUAUUAGGAUUUGAAGAGCUAUAAAAAGUAUUUUCUUACAUAUUUUGUCGCUUAAAUGACUUUGAGGCGAAAUUAAUUCAGUCCCAACUGUGUGUGAAAUAAUCAGCUGUAGAUGUUUUCAUGAAGUAAUUUUCUACAGGGACGCAGACACUCAGUCCUUCUGUUUGUCAGUAGAUAUGAAUGGUCGUCCAUGAGUCAUGCAUCUGCUGGGCUGCUCUUCACUUCACUGCAGCUUCAUGUCGCCAUCUAGUGGACUGAUGGUAGAAGUACAGCAGCUGAUGGCAGCUUCCUCUGCCUCACACUGCUGUCUGACUGCAUUCAACUGACACUGAUAUGAAACAGAGAAGAAGAAUCAGUGGAGGAGCAGCUGAUGUUUUAACAGUAGAAAUUAUCAGUUGAUGUGCAGAUGAAUGAUUUGUGUUUCUCUCCUCAUGAAGGUAGAAAGUGUGUGAGCUGUUGUGAACUCAGCAGCAUGGAUCAGUGUGAGGACAGAAAGGAGGGAGCCCCUCCCUCUAAAACCACUCUGUGUGGGGAACAUGAGAGCCAGACCAGAGCUCAGAGCCCAGAGCAGCAGCAAACAUCAGACUCUGCUAGACCUGGACCUGGAUGUAGGUCUGGACCUGUACCCAGCUAUGUGUCCAUGAAGAGAAACAUGUCAAUGAAAAGUCCUUUUGAUUUCAGACAAAAUGUUGAGCAAAGGAUCCAGCAGCAGAGACCAGACCAGACUGAACCCAGCUGUCUGUCUUUAAAGAGCGACGACUCAAAGGAGUUAAUCAUUCUCUUUAAAGAACGACGUCCAUCAGCUGAUCAGAUAGUGGACCAGGAGAGCUCAGAGGUUCCCAGUGGUCAGUCUGCCCAGCAGCAUCAAACACACCUGGACUCCAUAUUUAUGCUGCUGGAGGAGAACAUGGUCACUUUUGUGAAGAACGAGCUGAAGAAGAUUCAGAAGCUUCUGAUUCAAGAUUACCCAGAAUGCUUAGAGAGUCAGAGGGAGGAUGAAGAGGUGUUGAACAGUGAGGAUGAGGAGCAGAGGAGGAGCAGCAGAGAGGCAUUUCUGCAGAUCACACUGGACUUCCUGAGGAGAAUGAAGCAGGAGGAGCUGGCUGACUGUCUGCAGAGCAGACAUAUUGCUCCACUUUGUCAACGUAAACUGAAAUCUGCUCUGAAGAAGAACUUCCAGUGUGUGUUUGAGGGGAUCGCUAAAGCAGGAAACCCAACUCUACUGAAUCAGAUCUACACAGAGCUCUACAUCACAGAGGGAGGGACUGGAGAGGUCAAUGAUGAACAUGAGGUCAGACAGAUUGAAACAGCAUCCAGGAAACCAGACAGACCAGAAACAACCAUCAGACAAGAAGACAUCUUUAAAUCCUCACCUGGAAGAGAUGAACCAAUCAGAACAGUGAUGACAAAGGGAGUGGCUGGCAUUGGGAAAACAGUCUUAACACAGAAGUUCACUCUGGACUGGGCUGAAGACAAAGCCAACCAGGACAUACAGUUCACAUUUCCAUUCACCUUCAGAGAGCUGAAUGUGCUGAAAGAGAAAAAGUUCAGCUUGGUGGAACUUGUUCAUCACUUCUUUACUGAAACCAAAGACGCAGGAAUCUGCAGGUUUGAUCGGUUCCAGGUUGUCUUCAUCUUUGACGGUCUGGAUGAGUGUCAACCUCCUCUGGACUUCCCCAACACUGAGAUCCUGACUGAUGUUACAGAGUCCACCUCAGUGGACGUGCUGCUGACAAACCUCAUCAGGGGGAAACUGCUUCCCUCUGCUCGCCUCUGGAUAACCACACGACCUGCAGCAGCAAAUCAGAUCCCUCCUGAGUGUGUUGACAUGGUGACAGAGGUCAGAGGAUUCACUGACCCACAGAAGGAGGAAUACUUCAGGAAGAGGUUCAGAGAUGAGAAGCAGGCCAGCAGGAUCAUCUCCCACAUCAAGACAACACGAAGCCUCCACAUCAUGUGCCGCAUCCCAGUCUUCUGCUGGAUCACUGCUACAGUUCUGGAGGAGGUGUUGAAAACCAGAGAGGGAGGAGAGCUGCCCAAGACCCUGACUGAGAUGUACAUCCACUUCCUGGUGGUUCAGCUAAAACUAAAAAACGUCAAGUAUGAUGGAGGAGUUGAGACAGAUCCACACUGGAGUCCAGAGAACAGGAAGAUGAUUGAGUCUAUGGGAAAACUGGCUUUUGAGCAGCUGCAGAAAGGAAACCUGAUCUUCUAUGAAUCAGACCUGACAGAGUGUGGCAUCGAUAUCAGAGCAGCCUCAGUGUACUCAGGAGUGUUCACACAGAUCUUUAAAGAGGAGAGAGGCCUGUAUCAGGACAAGGUGUUCUGCUUUGUCCACCUGAGUGUUCAGGAGUUUCUGGCUGCUCUUCAUGUCCAUCUGACCUUCUUCAACUCUGGAGUCAAUCUACUCCCAGAAGAACAGUCAAUGCGGACCUCCCUGUGGUCUAAUUUAUUUAAAGAAAAAUCCAAAUGUUUCUACCAGAGUGCUGUGGACAAGGCCUUACAGAGUCCAAAUGGACACCUGGACUUGUUCCUCCGCUUCCUCCUGGGUCUUUCACUGCAGACCAAUCAGACUCUCCUGCUAGGUCUAUUGAGACAGACAGGAAGUUGCUCACAGACCAAUCAGAAAACAGUCCAGUACAUCAAGAGGAAGAUUGAAGACAUUCCCUCUGCAGAGAAAACCAUCAACCUGUUCCACUGUCUGAAUGAACUGAAUGAUCGUUCUCUAGUGGAGGAGAUCCAACAGUCCCUGAGAUCAGGAAGUCUCUCCACAGAUAAACUGUCUCCUGCUCAGUGGUCAGCUCUGGUCUUCAUCUUACUGUCAUCAGAAAAAGAUCUGGACCUGUUUGACCUCAAGAAAUACUCUGCUUCAGAGGAGGCUCUUCUGAGGCUGCUGCCAGUGAUCAAAGCCUCUCACAAAGCUCUACUGAGUAGCUGUAACCUCUCAGAGAGAAGCUGUGAAGCUCUGUCCUCAGUCCUCAGCUCCCAGUCCUCUAGUCUGAGAGAACUGGACCUGAGUAACAACAACCUGCAGGAUUCAGGAGUCAACCUGCUGUCUGCUGGACUGAAGAGUCCACACUGUGCUCUGGAAACUCUCAGUCUGUCAGGUUGUCUGGUCACAGAGGACGGCUGUGCUUCUCUCGCCUCAGCUCUGAGUGCCAGCCCCUCCCAUCUGAGAGAGCUGGACCUGAGCUACAAUCAUCCAGGAGACUCAGGGGUGAAGCUGCUGUUUGCUCGACUGGAGGAUUCAGACUGUAGACUGGACACUCUCAGGUUCAGGCCUGGUGGAGUUCGAUGGUUGACACCAGGCCUGAGGAAGUAUUCCUGUGAACUCACACUCGACACAAACACAGUGAACACACAGCUCAAACUGUCUGACAACAACAGGAAGGUGACAUAUAUGACAGAGAAGCAGCCGUAUCCUGAUCAUCCAGACAGAUUUGACCACUGGCCUCAGCUACUGUGUACAACUGGUCUGACUGGUCGCUGUUACUGGGAGGUCGAGUGGAUAGGAGAUGUUUAUAUAUCAGUGAGUUACAGAGGAAUCAGAAGGAGGGGAAAACGUAACGACUGCGUGUUUGGAAGGAAUAAUCAGUCCUUCAGUCUGUACUGCUCUGAUGAGCAUGGUUAUUCUGUUUGGCACAAUAACGUACAAACAUCCAUACCCUCCUCCUCCUCCUCUGUCUCUAACAGAGUAGCAGUGUAUGUGGACUGUCCUGCUGGCACUCUGUCCUUCUACAGAGUCUCCUCUGACUCACUGAUCCACCUCUACACCUUCAACACCACAUUCACUGAACCUCUGUAUCCUGGAUUUGGAGUCUGGUUUUGGUCUUCUGAUUCCUCAGUGUGUCUGUGUUGAGUGUAGUAGAGGGGAGUUCAAUCCCAAAAUCCCAAUGUCCCCCCUAAGGCCUAAGCCAUGAAUCCUUGAUGUCACCUGGUACGUGAUUAGGUGAGGACUCCAAAUGGUGUUAAUAGGAAUGGGACAGCACUUUGUCACAUAUUGCAUUACCUUGAUGACACCCAAAGAUGUUUAUUUGACAUAGGGUUGCCCAGGAUCUCCUGUGGGAAAUGUACCCACUAUUGAUGAGUACCUCUCACAACCCCACAUCAAAUAACCUGAACUAUAAGAGGAAAUUCUGAUUCAGCAAUAAUACACAUAAUCCUCUGUGCAAAACUACACAGUGAAGUGUGUUAUGGGUAACCGAUGAUCCAGUUCCUGGCAGGAAGUGUGUAGUGCAAGCGUAGUCAGUGUAACAGCACACACUAUAUAUUUUUAAAAUAAGAUAAAGAUACACUUUUUAUUUAUUGUUUAAAAUGUUAAAUCAAGGGAUAUCAAUUAUUACCUGUUUGGUCUCUGCUGUACUUAUGCCUCUCUGUUUAGACCUGGAACUGCCACAGCCACACAGCAGGCUGCCACUGGCUUAUGACCAGGGGUUUCCAGAGGAAGUGACCAAGUGUGGUAGAGUUGGAGGGGUGUUGAUGUGUUUUAUAGUAAGUAAUGCUAUUGUAAUUGCCUUUUAAAUUAAUAUUUAUUUACAAAUUUGUUUCAGUAUGUUUUGUAACUUUAGAGUACAUGUGUUGAUCAGGUGUUAAUCUCCUGUGGGAAAACUGAUUAAUAAAUAAUUAAAUUAAUUAAUGUCACUUAGUAGUACCCAGCUGAUAUAAAGGAGGAGGCUGGAUAUCCUGGUGAGUCAAUUGUGAUUAUACCUGAAACAGAGACAAGCCAGCAAAAUGAAACUGCAAGGGCCCAGGGUAAAAGGGGCAACGUCUAGUGCAGAGGCAAGUUUUUCUUAUUUUUGUCUUUUUUUUUAUAUAUAUAUAUAUAUAUAUAUAUAUAUAUAUAUAUAUAUAUAUAUAUAUCUUUAUUUUUGGCCAGGCCUGCACUGUACAUAUUUCUGCAUGCGAAUGUCAGUUGUCACUGCUAAAUAAAUGCACCUGGACUGCA